This is a messenger RNA of Athene cunicularia (burrowing owl), 997 nucleotides long. It is a transcript of the gene TXNDC15, whose product is annotated as thioredoxin domain containing 15. The annotation marks the transcript as partial. Gene Ontology annotation, biological process: cilium assembly. Gene Ontology annotation, cellular component: cilium. The transcript has 4 exons. Lineage: Eukaryota; Metazoa; Chordata; Aves; Strigiformes; Strigidae. The record is from RefSeq and is a predicted model, not a curated record.
UACCGGACUGCGGAGAUGGCGGACGCAAUGCUGGGCAGCGGGCUCCCCGCGCAGCAGGCCGUGGUGCUCUCGGUGGUGCCGGGGGAGGUGCGGGCCGGCCAGGCCGUCGCCAAGGGGGCUUGUGAUGGAGGCGAUGAGUGCGGCGUAGGGAGCGGCCCUGCGGCCCCCCUCGGCCAGGCGGGCAGCCAGGGCCGGGAGCAGGCCGCGCUGGAGACGGUGCUGCCCGCGCCCACCGAGGAGUCGAAUAGCACCGACAGCGCCAAAGCUCCCAAAGUGAACUGCGAGGAGAGAAACGCGACUGGCAUCGACCGCUUCACGCUGCAGAUCCUGAACGUGUCUCAAGACCUGAUGGAAUUCUUAAACCCAAAUAGUAGUGACUGUACGUUAGUCUUGUUCUACACACCGUGGUGCCGCUUUUCUGCCAGUCUGGCACCUCAUUUUAACUCUUUACCUCGAGCGUUUCCAACCCUUCGCUUCCUGGCACUGGAUGCAUCUCAGCACAGCAGUUUAUCAACUAGAUUUGGAACUGUUGCUGUACCAAAUAUCCUCCUUUUCCAAGGUGCUAAACCUAUGGCUAGGUUUAAUCAUACAGACAGAACGCUGGAAACACUGAAAGACUUCAUUUUUAAUCAAACAGGUAUAGAAGCUAAAAGCGACGUGUCUGUGACCCAGGAAGACUGGGAGGGCCCCCUGCCUAGUGUUCUGACAAAAGGCAUAGACUGGCUGCUUCUCUUUUCUUUGCUCUUCCUGGCUAGCUUUGUCAUGUACGCUACUGUUCGAACAGAGAGCAUUCGGUGGCUGAUCCCAGGACAAGAGCACGAACAUCAGGAAUAAUCUGAGGUGCUGAAAUAGGGAGAGAAUUUCCCAUGUAGCGGUAAAGCUGGAAUUGGUACGGACUAGAAGUACAUAAAAACAAACUGUUGAAUUUGUUGGUUGUAAUUUAUAAUCUUGACUAAAAAUCUGCUUUAUUUAUCAACUAAUGAAUCUGUAAAACAAA